AAUUGCUAAAAUACUGCUUUGGCAGUAAAGUAAAAAAACCUGCUGCAUGUCGCUGUUGCAUUGUGGGCCAGGCACCGCAGUUGAAAAAAUCGGGAAAGUCCCUUUAUUUGUUUACAUUUUUGACAAAGCAGGUCUGAGGCUUUAUAAAACGCGACAAUUGUAAAAUAGGUAUCAAAACAACAUGAGCCGGCUUCUUUACACUGCAAUUUUUAUAUUUGCGAUAGGGUAUGUCGUUCAACGGUUGCGCGUGCGGCAUUACUCUAUUUGCAGAGAUGAAGCAGAAGAACAAUAUGACUUUAUUAUAGUUGGCGCUGGAACCACUGGCAGUGUGAUAGCAAGUCGAAUAAGCGAAAUUCCUCAUGUGAAAGUCCUAUUAUUGGAGGCAGGAGAGGAAGAUUCUCCAAACUUUCUCAUUUCUACUCCUUCUCUUGUCACAGCUCUUCAGGCACAAAGCACUGACUGGAAAUACCGAACCGUACCACAGAAAUCUGCAUGUCAUUUUUCGAAAGAUAACGUUGCUUUCUGGCCACGUGGUAAAGUACUUGGUGGGUCAAGUUCCAUUAACUACAUGGUGUAUGCUCGAGGCAGUAGAUAUGAUUACGAUGCUUGGGAGCUGUACGGAGGUACUGGAUGGGGUUUUGACAAUGUUGAAUCGUAUUUUAAAAAAGCGGAACAAGUAAUUUUGAAACCAAAUGAAGCUUCAAGCCUUGGUAAAGAAGGGCCGCUAAAAAUGGAGACUGGUUUCAUUAAUAAGGCUACAGAGUGGUUUUUAAAAGCUGGAAUUGAUAUAGGUUAUAAAUUAUUUGAUUAUAAUGCUGGGACUGGGGAUGGGUUUUCUGUUGCAAAACAUACAUUGAAAGAUGGUACAAGGCAAAGUGCAUCUUUAAGUUACCUGCAUUCUGUAGCAAAUGAAAGACCAAACCUGCACAUUAUAAGUGGGGCUCAUGUACAAAAAAUUCUAUUCAACGAUAAUAAGGAUGUACCUAGAGCAGUAGGUGUCAAAUAUGUGAAAAACGGUGAUACCUUUAAAGUGAUGGCAUCUAAAGAGGUUAUUGUAAGUGGAGGAGCGAUUGGUACACCUCAUCUACUUUUGGUUUCUGGAAUAGGACCUAAAAAGCAGUUAGAGGACUUUAAGGUAGAUGUUGUUGCUGACUUGCCAGGAGUUGGAUCCAAUUUACAAGAUCAUCUUUUCGUUCCUGUUGGAUUUAGCUCAGAGUAUGACAAUAUUACUGAAUCUGUAAUGAACUGGUGGACCCUUUUAUCACCGAAAAACAUUUUAUCUUAUCUGUAUAAUGGUUCUGGUCCAUUAGCAACCUCUACAAUAGAAGGGAUUGCUUUGUUGAAUCUUUCAUCAAAAUUAGAAGCUGAUAAACCGCUUGAUUGGCCAGACAUUCACUUUAUCAUGCAAGCAUUACAAUGGAAUGUUAAAAGCAGGAUGCAUCUUGAUACAUUGAGAAACAAUUUUAAUUUUAAAGAAAGUAUAUUGACAAAGACAUUGAAAAUUGAUCAAGAAAAAUGGUCUGAUUUUAACAUCUUACUAGCUCUAUCUCACCCCCACAGUAGAGGCUCAAUUACUUUAAACAGUCCCGAUAUAAAUGUACAUCCUACUAUAGACCCACGAUAUUUGGAAGAUGACAGGGACAUAAAAAUAAUUUUAAAAGCUUUUAAAGUUUUGGAGAAACUAGAGCAAUCUGCAACUUACAAAUCGCGUGGGAUAAAAAUGUCAAUUGAUCACACUGGAUGUGAAAAUACAACAGCCAUAAGAAGUGACGCAUACUACGAAUGUGUGGCACGAUUUUUCACACUCACUGAAUACCAUCCGUGCUGCACAGCUAAAAUGGGUCGCUCAGAUGAUGUUAUGGCUGUGACAGACCCAAGACUUCGAGUAUACAAAGUGGCUGGGCUGCGGUUGGCAGACGCCUCAGUUUGGCCAACAAUAACAUCAGCAAACACGCAAGCACCUUGCUACAUGGUGGGUGAAAAGGCAGCAGACAUGAUCAAGCAAGAUUGGAACUUGUAAUAAGACUGAAUGUACAUUUUGAGAUUAUUAUUUAGUUAAAACAAAAUUUAGUUAAAAUGCUUCUGAGUGUACAUUUUGAGAUUUAGUCAUGUUUUGCAGAUUUUUUGUAAAGCAUUCAUUUAGUUAUCAUUCGGUCAAAAAAUUCUAAAUGUACAUUUCAAGAUUCUAUUAUGUUUUGCAGAUUUUUUGUAAAGCAGUCAUUUAGUUAUCAUUUUAUCAAAAAAUUCUGAAUGUACAUUUUGAGAUUUAACUAUGUUUUGCAGAUAUUUUUGUAAAGCAUUCAUUUAGUUAAUAUAAUGCAACGAUUCUAUUUGAAUGAGAGACUGACAUUGCCAUUGGGCAAAAUAUAUAUUUUAUAUUAUACAAUCUGCUGGAUUUUGUCACUGGGAUUUUCUAACCUAAACCAUAGACAAUUUUUAAUUUAAAAACUACAAGUGUGUAAUUAUAUAAAUUGACAGGUAUAUUUAAAAUAUUUCUUUUCAAUUUCUUUUAUAUUUUUUCAUUGUUUGCAGUGAUCACUCUACUUAUUAUAUUAAUCAGACUAUAAUAUUAUAUGAUUUUAUGUAAGGCUUAAUACUGUAACCAAGAAAAGUAUUUUUUUAAUAAUUUUAUUGCUUUUAAAGUUUGACAUUCUUCUAAAUGCGCUAGUCAGUUACUAAAGUAAUAAUUUUGUAAUUAUUUUUUAUAUGGAAACCUAUGCAGCACAUUAUAAUUAACUGUUGUGACAUUGUACCUGCGCUUUUAAAUAAAAGGAACAGCAUA
This is a messenger RNA of Ciona intestinalis (vase tunicate), 2782 nucleotides long. NCBI's taxonomy places the organism in Eukaryota, Metazoa, Chordata, Ascidiacea, Phlebobranchia, Cionidae. The record is from RefSeq and is a predicted model, not a curated record.